CGGAGAGCGGGAAGAGGAUGGACUGCCCGGCCCUCCCCCCCGGAUGGAAGAAGGAGGAAGUGAUCCGAAAAUCUGGGCUCAGUGCCGGCAAGAGCGAUGUCUACUACUUCAGUCCAAGUGGUAAGAAGUUUAGAAGCAAACCUCAGUUGGCAAGGUACCUGGGAAAUACUGUUGACCUCAGCAGUUUUGACUUCAGAACUGGAAAGAUGAUGCCUAGUAAGUUACAGAAGAACAAACAGAAAUUUCGGAAUGAUCCUCUCAAUCAGAAUAAGGGUAAACCAGACUUAAAUACAACAUUGCCAAUUAGACAAACAGCAUCAAUUUUCAAACAACCAGUAACCAAAGUCACCAAUCAUCCUAAUAAUAAAGUGAAAUCAGAUCCACAACGAAUGAAUGAACAGCCACGUCAGCUUUUCUGGGAGAAGAGGCUACAAGGACUUAGUGCAUCAGAUGUAACAGAACAAAUUAUAAAAACCAUGGAACUACCUAAAGGUCUUCAAGGAGUUGGUCCAGGUAGUAAUGACGAGACCCUUUUAUCUGCUGUUGCCAGUGCUUUGCACACAAGCUCUGCACCAAUCACAGGGCAAGUCUCCCCUGCUGUGGAAAAGAACCCCGCUGUUUGGCUGAACACAUCUCAACCCCUCUGCAAAGCUUUCAUUGUUACAGAUGAAGACAUUAGGAAACAGGAAGAGCGAGUACAACAAGUGCGAAAGAAGUUGGAAGAAGCCCUGAUGGCAGAUAUCUUGUCACGAGCUGCUGAUACAGAAGAGAUGGACAUUGAAAUGGACAGUGGAGAUGAAGCUUAAAACAUGACCAGGCAACUUUCAGCCGACGUCCCCCAAGAAGAAAUUCCUAGAAUUGAACCAAAACGUUUCCACUGGGUUUUGCCUGUAAGAGAAAAAAAAUGUAUCUGAGCACUUAGAAGCUUUUUAAUAGCACUAACCAAUGCCUUUUUAGAUGUAUUUUUGAUGUAUAUAUCUAUUAUUCAAAAAAAUGAUGUUUAUUUUGAGUCUUAGGACUUAAAAUUAGUCUUUUGUAAUAUCAAGCAGGACCUUAAAGUGAAGCUGAGCUUUGGAUGCCAGGUGCAAUCUACUGGAAAUGUAGCACUUAUCAUACAUAUUUGUUUCCCCCCAGUUUUAAUAUGAAUGGAUCAGGAGUACCAAAUAAAUUUCCCAAUUAAAGAUUAUUGUGACUUCACUGUAUAUAAACAGAUUUUUAUACUUUAUUGAAAGAGGACAUCUGUACAUUCUUCCAUCAUCACUGUAAAGACAAAUAAAUGAUUAUAUUCACAGA
Messenger RNA from Miniopterus natalensis, 1293 nucleotides. It is a transcript of the gene MBD2, whose product is annotated as methyl-CpG binding domain protein 2. The record is from RefSeq and is a predicted model, not a curated record. Gene Ontology annotation, molecular function: methyl-CpG binding. Gene Ontology annotation, biological process: negative regulation of transcription by RNA polymerase II; DNA methylation-dependent constitutive heterochromatin formation. Lineage: Eukaryota; Metazoa; Chordata; Mammalia; Chiroptera; Miniopteridae. Gene Ontology annotation, cellular component: nucleus.